CCGCGCCGAGCUGGAGGUGCGGGGCCCCCGGCGGCUCCCCACGACCCGGAGCCGCCCGGCUUUGUCCUCCGGCCCGGCGGGGCAGGGGACCUGGCCCGGGGCUUCUCGCGAGCCCGCCCCCAGCCGGGGCGCAGUCAGACCGGACUAGAACGUUUUUUUAAAAAGAGAGAAAAGAGGCGAGGACAGUGUCUGCCUCGCACGAUCACGGAGCCCUGUCUGUCUGCGAAGUUGGUUAUAUUCUAAAACCACCUUGGGGAGAAGCGGAUCCAGUGGUCAGGUCGUGGGAAGGCGAUUUGAAACUUGAGGGCAGUAAAGGAAAAGUUGCUUAGACCUCUGAUCUGAAAAAUGACACUCGCUUUAAAUCACUCAGAUUUUGCUUUAAAAAGACUGUUUCCUUAAAACAUCUCUCUAAAUAGAUGCGGGGUGGUGGUUCUGUGUCAGAAGGGGCUGUGUAGAGGUUUUAACUUUGUUUUAAAUUGUUAUUGGAAAGAGGAAAUUGUAUGAGACUGAUUUCUGUAAGAAAUCAGAGAUGGAGAUGGAAAGUAAGUGGUUAAUUUCCAGCCGAGAAAAGUAACAUCGUGUGUCCUGAUGUUUAUGAAAACAGUGCCUUAGCAGUGGUGGGUGUUAGAGACCCUUUAAUAAAACUUCCCGAAUAUUGAACACCUCACUGCCAGGAACAGCGUCUGGUGCUUUAUAUAAACCAUUUUAUGUGCAUAGGAAUAUUGGUUCCUGUAAUAUUUAUUAUCUGCCUACUAGGAAAAGAACCAGUGUUCAGAGAGACUUGUUCAAGGUCUUGUGAUUUUAAGUGAUAACACUGGCAUUGCAUCCCAAAAGCUGCGUCCUUUGCUCUGUGACGUUCAAGUCUGAGUAUCAGAAUCAACUGGGGAAUUAUUUUGUUUUUGUUGUUGUUGUUGCUGCCGUUAGAGAUGGAACCAGGGCCUCACACAUUAAGGAAGUAGUCCACUACUGAACUAUAUUCCUUCCCUCCCUCCCAUGCCCACCAGUGUUUUUAAAUGUGGAUUUGUAAGAUUAUCUCUUCCUCCAUUACUUGGUAGGGCCAGUGUCACCUUAAAAAUGUUAGUCUCAGUUUUAACCUCUGACUUCCAAAUUCUUUUUUUUUUUUUUUUUU
This is a messenger RNA of Chinchilla lanigera (long-tailed chinchilla), 1129 nucleotides long. Its product is annotated as translation initiation factor IF-2-like. The record is from RefSeq and is a predicted model, not a curated record. Lineage: Eukaryota; Metazoa; Chordata; Mammalia; Rodentia; Chinchillidae.